AUGGAGGCGAGUCGCAGUAAAAAGAAGGAGCACUGCCUUAACGAGACGCUGUAUCCACUGGAGGACACAGAGGCUUGUCCCUGUCAGGAGUUUUUGUCUCAGCCCUUUGGGAACUGGUCUGCGUGUGUCCUACCCGGUCCCACGUCCACAGGCUCACAGCAGGGCUGGAUGGGCCACCGGCAGGUCAAGGAGUGUGGACAGGGGCUCCGCUACAGAGCUGUGGCCUGCAUGGACCCACAGGGACGUCCAGUGGAGCCCACAGUCUGCACUGACACAGGCUUCAUGGUGGAGGUGUGCCACGUGCCCUGCCCAUCCGACUGUAAACUCAGCGACUGGUCACCUUGGUCCGCCUGCAGCGCAUCCUGUGGCAGCGGCCUGAAGAUAAGGUCCAAGUGGCUCAGGGAGAAAGCCUUCAAUGGGGGACGGCCCUGCCCCAAACUGGACCUAAAGAACCAGGCUCAGGUGUACCAGGCCGUGCCGUGCCACAGUGAAUGCAGCCAGUAUGAGUGGAGGACUGAGCCCUGGUCCAUUUGUACCAUCAACUCUGUGGAUGACUCUCCAGCCUGUGGGGAGGGGGUCCAGAGCCGCAAGAUCAGGUGUGUUCAGAAGGGAAGGAGGAGCGAGGAGAGCAGCGCCACCGUGGAAGACAGUCUGUGUGAGCAGGAGGAGAGCCCCCCCACAGCCCAGGUCUGCACCCUGGCCUGUCCCAACCACUGUGUGAUGGCGCCCUGGGGACCCUGGAGCCCCUGCCCUUCGGUAAGAAGCACACACUCAACCGCCUCCGUCUGUCCGGGUUAG
This is a messenger RNA of Sphaeramia orbicularis (orbiculate cardinalfish), 798 nucleotides long. RefSeq names its product thrombospondin type-1 domain-containing protein 7B-like. The transcript is spliced from 6 exons. NCBI's taxonomy places the organism in Eukaryota, Metazoa, Chordata, Actinopteri, Kurtiformes, Apogonidae. The record is from RefSeq and is a predicted model, not a curated record. Gene Ontology annotation, cellular component: plasma membrane. Gene Ontology annotation, biological process: actin cytoskeleton organization. The coding region runs from base 1 to 798 and encodes 265 amino acids.